AUGGCUACUCGAGUUUAUAUUGGUCGUUUGUCAUAUCGUGCUUCUGAGCGCGAUAUUGAGCACUUCUUCCGUGGAUAUGGACGUAUUCGCGACAUUGUGCUGAAGAAUGGGUUUGGUUUCGUGGAAUUUGAUGAGCCACGAGAUGCUGAUGAUGCAGUCUACGAUCUGAAUGGAAAGGAAUUGGCUGGCGAACGUGUUACGUUGGAAUUUUCGAAGCGUGGUCCUAGGUCUGCUGGACCUGGACGUGGUGGUUAUGAUCGCUAUCCGCCUCCAAGGAGAGAUGCCAGUUCUAGAUAUGGUCCUCCUACGCAGACUCGUCACCGUAUGAUCGUCGAAAAUCUGUCGACGCGUAUCUCCUGGCAGGAUUUGAAAGAUCUCAUGCGUAAAGCUGGCGCUGAAGUCACGUUCGCUGAUGCACACAAGACUGAAAGAAAUGAGGGAAUUGUAUGUUUUGCUACUCGUGAGGAUCUGGAACGUGCACUGGACAAGCUCCAAGGUGAAGAAGUAAAUGGCCGCAAACUUAAGUUGAUUGAUGAUUCUGAAAAAAGUAGUCGUAGCCGCUCUCGUGAGAGAAAGCACUCAAGAAGCCGCUCUGGAUCGAGAUCGAGAAGCCGAUCGCGUUCAAGGAGCCGCAGCAGAUCGCGUACUCCUUCUCGUUCGCGCAGUGCUUCUCCACAGAAGAACGGUAAUGAGGGAGGCGGCAGCAAGUCGAAAUCGAAGUCGAGGUCAAGAAGCCAUUCUCGUGAUGGAUCCGCGUCCCCUGCAGCUAACGGUGAUGCGGAUAUGCGAUCCAGGUCUCAUAGCCCCACUCCCCCUAAUGAUGACUAA
Messenger RNA from Cooperia oncophora, 828 nucleotides. NCBI's taxonomy places the organism in Eukaryota, Metazoa, Nematoda, Chromadorea, Rhabditida, Trichostrongylidae. The record is from the annotation of a GenBank genome assembly.